ACGACCACAGUCGACAGUCCCCAACUCAUCAUAUCAAUCGUUAUUUCAAAUCUGGUUAGGGAGAGAAAGAGAGGGUACUAAAUAAUCAGUAAUAACAGUUCGCAAGUGGUUGAUCUACUCACCUAAAUCGCAUUGAUUUCCUUUUUCUGGGUUUUUUUUUCCUUUCAAAUACCCACUUCCUUAUAUUCUUUUCUCCCCCUCAACUAUCUCUCCCUCUACACUUGGAUCUUCCAUGGCGGGAGCCCUUUCAGUUCUGAAGCGUAUAUACCUCACCAUUUACAACUGGACCAUCUUUUUCGGAUGGUUUCAAGUGCUGUAUCUGGCUUUGAAGACCCUGAAAGAAUCGGGACACGAACAUGUCUAUGACGCCAUUGAAAAGCCUCUGCUUUACGCUCAAUCCGCCGCCGUUUUGGAGAUACUUCAUGGGCUAGUGGGUUUGGUAAGAUCACCAAUUACAGCAACACUUCCACAGAUAAGUUCGAGGUUGUAUGUAGUUUGGGGUAUCUUAUGGAGUUUUCCUGAGACUCAGAGCCAUAUACUUGUUAGCUCUUUGGUCAUCAGCUGGUCUAUUACAGAGAUUAUUCGAUAUUCUUUCUUUGGCACAAAAGAGGCGCUUGGUUCUGCACCUUCCUGGCUCUUGUGGUUCAGGUAUAGCACGUUCUUGUUGUUAUACCCAACUGGCAUUACAAGUGAGCUUGGUUUAAUAUAUACUGCCUUGCCUUACAUGAAGGAAUCUGAGAAAUAUUGUAUAAGGAUGCCCAACACAUGGAACUUCUCUUUUGUUUACUCCUAUGCCGCAAUUCUUGUCCUUGGAAUCUAUGUCCCAGGCAGCCCACACUUGUACUCCUACAUGCUUGGGCAGAGGAAGAAAGCGCUAUCCAAAUCAAAAAGGGAGUAGAGUGAUGCAGUAGAAGUUGUUUAAGAACUGGUUUAUCAGCAUUUUUGUGUAGCAACCUAGCAUCUUUGGUUAUCUCUAUCAAGUUUAAUUCCAAAGACUUACCAAUUUUUUCUUUAUAAUAACCAAAAGCUCGGACUUCAUCGAAACUUAUGUUGCAAAUGCGAACAGUAGACUUGUUCCAUGUGAUAAAAUAAUCUCUCUCAAACUAGUAUGAGUUUUGUAGGCCUGUGUGUGUGUGUGUGUGAGGGAGAGAGAGAGACAGAGAGAGAGAGAGUUGUUUGCUAUGAAAUGAUUUACUAUUGC
Messenger RNA from Ilex paraguariensis (yerba mate), 1201 nucleotides. The record is from the annotation of a GenBank genome assembly. Lineage: Eukaryota; Viridiplantae; Streptophyta; Magnoliopsida; Aquifoliales; Aquifoliaceae.